AUGGGAGGAAUUCACAAAGAUUUGGGUGACGCGACAAACAUUGGCGGGCGCGAUCUCGAAACGGAUGAGAAAAUGGGUUUGAAUGUGGAUACGAUAAUGGAUUACGGCCCACCCGGAGCGAACCCGGUAGUUGUUUUCCUCAGCAUUAUUUGUUUUGCUUCUGCUCAACUAAAAUUAGGGUUUUACAGUACCACGUGUCCGAAAGCUGAAUCGAUAAUCCAAGGAGUUGUGAAACAAAGAUUUAGUAAAGAUCGUUCCAUUACCGCAGCUUUGCUUCGAAUGCAUUUCCACGAUUGCUUCGUUCGGGGUUGUGAUGCAUCAAUACUCAUAGACUCCACAAGAACCACAUCCUCGGAAAAGGACGCGGGCCCGAACCUAACCGUCCGGGGCAACGACCUAAUCGACGCCGCCAAGAAAGCCGUAGAAGCCGUAUGCCCCUCCACCGUCUCAUGCGCCGACAUAAUCACAUUAGCCACCCGAGACUCGGUGGCUCUGGCCGGUGGGCCCAAGUACACCCUGUCCACCGGCCGACGUGACGGGCUCGUCUCCGACGCGAACGAGGUCGAUCUACCGGGACCCUCGCAGUCGGUCUCGGACGCCUUCGCCACUUUCAGGGCGAAAGGGAUGACCAUGAACGACAUGGUCACCCUACUGGGGGCCCACACAGUGGGCGUGGCCCACUGUGGGUUUUUCCAGGACAGGCUUUCCAAUUUCCAGGGAACUGGAAAGCCUGACCCCACCAUGGAACCCGCAUUGGCCGCUAGGCUUCUGAAGACUUGUGGGACCCAGUUUAGGCCGUUGAGCAGCGAUCCGAAGGUUUUCCUCGACCAGGGAACUUCGUUCGCGUUCGAUAAUCAAUUCUACAAUCAGACUUUGUUCAAGAGAGGGAUCAUGCAGAUUGAUCAGGAGCUGGCAUUGGAUAGGUUAAGCGCACCAAUCGUAUCGGGUUUCGCGAAGAACGGCGUUGCGUUUCAACAGAGCUUUGCGAAUGCUAUGAUCAAGAUGAGUAAGAUACAAGUUCUUGUGGGGAAAGCUGGAGAAAUUAGGAAGAAUUGCAGGGUUUUUAAUCCUAAGAAAAAAGCUUGAAGAAUUUAUGAUUGAUUGAUUAAUUAUAUUGAAUUGAUUAAGUGUGAAGUAUUUUUUAUUUAUUUUGAGUUUAUAUAUAACUUAAUUGUCUAUUUUGGCUUUCCUAAAUUUGAGUUGUUUGAGUUGAUGUAACCCAAAUUAUUGAUGAUAUGUAUAUCAUAAAAAUUGUGUUC
Messenger RNA from Erythranthe guttata (spotted monkey flower), 1259 nucleotides. RefSeq names its product peroxidase 57. Lineage: Eukaryota; Viridiplantae; Streptophyta; Magnoliopsida; Lamiales; Phrymaceae. Gene Ontology annotation, biological process: response to oxidative stress; hydrogen peroxide catabolic process. The record is from RefSeq and is a predicted model, not a curated record. Gene Ontology annotation, molecular function: heme binding; peroxidase activity.